Molecule: messenger RNA, 1872 nt
Organism: Anopheles stephensi (Asian malaria mosquito)
Lineage: Eukaryota; Metazoa; Arthropoda; Insecta; Diptera; Culicidae
Product: T-cell activation inhibitor, mitochondrial
Exons: 4
Coding region: 112-1647 (511 amino acids)
Cellular component (GO): mitochondrion
Source: RefSeq, a predicted model, not a curated record
GCAGCAAUCAGCUGUCAGUCGGUGAGAAAUUUGUUGACAAACUUUGGCGGAAUACGGGUUUCUCCGUCGUAACAGGAUACACAGCUCCGGGAGGUUGGAAAACGGCUCGGAAUGUACAUUUUCAUCACAAAAUGUACGUCCCGAUAUUCGGUUCCGAGCACGCUGCUUUUCCGUCGGAUGAUCAGCUCGUCGGAAGUGGCGACCGCGCUACGACCUUUUUACUUUGCCGUUCACCCGGAUCUGUUUGGUCGCUAUCCACAGCAACGGCAGGUGAACGAAGACUCACUGAAGCUGCUCAGUGCCCAUCUGGAAUCGUUACUCAGCCAGAAACGAGUGCUUCCGUCGACUCCCCGGACGCUUCCAUUCUACAUACGGGCAUCGAAUGCACCGCAAGAUCGGGGCACAUUUAAUCUCGUGAAGGUACCGCUCGAGCGCACGGUCGAUACCAAGCUAGUGCUGCGAAGAAUACUCGAAUCCUGUAACCUAUCGACGGAGUAUGUCGAUAAGAUGCCUGCAACUAAAAAUAGCACACCGUCAUCGUCCAGCAACCACGAGGAAGGCUUUCAGCAGCAGUAUCAACAGUCGUUUUACUACCGGAAACGAUCGGAGUACAAUUUCGGCAAAGAAGAGGACGCGGACAACGAAGAUGGCUCUCCGUUCGAGAAGGAGUUCGAUUUGUUUCAGUUUAGGAUCAAGAAAGUGCGCGAAAACGAAACGCUCAAGAAAUGGCUUCGGAAGCAGGUUGUCACGGCAGCGGUACGUACGAAAGCCGUACAGGAGUUGCAGGAAGAGGUUGAGAAGCUGCGGGAGGAUGUAACGAAACGCUUGGGACUUCGGGAGAUAAUUUACGAUUGUGGCUGGAACGUGGAACACUUUCGCGGUUGCUUGAAGAGCCUGGAAAAGCUAUCCGAACUGCAUCCGGGAGCGUUGGAUGGGUUAAGGGAUCGAACGCUUGUGUUUGCCGCGUUCACGGGCGUCAGUCUUGAAGGGCACGUGAUGCUAUUUACCGGCGAUGUUCAACGAAACUGGUUGGAGUUGAUCAAGACAAUCGACAAACACGAUAGCUACCUGAGCAAAUUGCCUGCGUACGAGUAUGCGUUGUCGCAGGUGCUUCGCAAUAUUCGCAUCGGCCGGCGAAAGUUUAUGCCAAAAGCGCAAGCCAUGGCGUACGCAUCGCAUCUGCGCAAAAUAACGACCGCACUGUUGGAUUAUCUCGGUAAAUCAAAGUUUCCCAAGUCAUGGCCGAUGGAUCUGUCGCAGUUUGAGCUGGUGGUCGAAUCGGAAGCUGGCCCUCUGAUGGUUAGUCCCACCGGGCAGUUGAUCGUUCCGGCCACCUGUCCCGGAUCGUUGCUGGUAGACUUUCUUACCAACCAUCUGGCGGAGGCACUCGAAAAGCAAAGUUCAUACGAUCGCCAAAAACACAUCGAGCGCGAUCUGCAUGCACGCUGUGUGGCACAGUUUCGGUUGCUGUCGCUUACGAAGGACGAUUCCGUGACGCCGGAUCGGAUGAUCGAGUGUUUGGAGAAAUUGCUGGCACAGGGAGUGAAGGAUGGGCUGGAGCUGGCCGAUUUGAAUCUUACCAUUACGACGUACUACUCCGUACUGGCCGACGGAACGGUAUGCAUACCGUGGGACUGGAAGCAAUAAGUUGGAGGGUGGAUUUGAGUCAAUUGAAAAUUGAUCGUCAAUUUGCGGGUUAAGCAGCUACAAACCUUGUGUGCCAUGUACCGAGAUUUUUAGGUGGGAACAGUUUUCCGAGAAACGAAAAAACGCGGGUUUUAGUGUGUAACUAAUUAGGUAGGUAAUUGUUUGGAAAUGGUAAAGACAAUACAAUAAAAACGAUGACAUGAGAGGAGCAACUAUAAAAUUCAA